AAUCUAUAAUAUUUUCUUCACAGGUGCCGUUCAAGGUAUGGUCACUGGCAUGCGUGGACUAUGUAAUGGCUUAGGACCGGCUAUGUUUGGUGUUAUAUUUUAUUUAUUCAACGUUGAUUUGAAUAAUGAAAAAUCACUACAAGAGAAUGUCGACAAUGAUAACUGGUUUCAAUUUCCGGGACCGCCAUUUGUCUUCGGUGGUUUUAUGGUCAUACUUGCCAUACUCGUAGCACUGUUUAUACCAGAGGUACAUGGUGAUAUGAAUUUUAUACGUACUCCCAAUGAGAAAAAACGGGCUUCAGUAGAUGUACAAUAUGAAGUGGAAGGUGGUAUAAAACCAACAAGCCCUUUAAUGCGUUCAGAUUCAUUGGCGCAGCUGUAGUAUUGUUACCUAAUAAUAAGAAAAUUAUUGUGUUAAAUUGUAAGCUUAAACAAAAACAAAAAAA
Lucilia sericata (common green bottle fly) is the source of this 446-nucleotide messenger RNA. Its product is annotated as hippocampus abundant transcript-like protein 1. The transcript has 2 exons. The record is from RefSeq and is a predicted model, not a curated record. NCBI's taxonomy places the organism in Eukaryota, Metazoa, Arthropoda, Insecta, Diptera, Calliphoridae. Bases 38 to 382 code for a protein of 114 amino acids.